Messenger RNA from Caenorhabditis auriculariae, 928 nucleotides. The record is from the annotation of a GenBank genome assembly. Lineage: Eukaryota; Metazoa; Nematoda; Chromadorea; Rhabditida; Rhabditidae.
AUGAUGAAGAAAAGCUCAUUGGCGAACAUGCUCGGCGAGUUUGUGGCCCUACACAAGACGCCAGACUUUCGACUGUCGACCUCGUCCAAUCUUGAAGUUAACGAAGCCGUCAGAGAAGAAAAACUUCUGCACAAACUCAGCGUAGGUUCUUCUCACUUCAAAAUGUUUUUGAAACUAAUAAAAAACCAGUUAAUUUAUUUUUUAAUAGGGUGACCGACGUAUUCAGUUUAGUAAGAUGCUUACAUCGAACAGAGCUGCGAUUGAGGCACAGAACAUGUAGAAAUUGUUUGCAGAUUAUUAGAAUCAAUAACUAACGUAAGAAAUUCACGGUGCUGGAUUUCCUCUCUUUGGGCUGAGAUUUGCACCUUAUACGCUGUUGUCAGGCAACUUCUUUGCUAAAACUAGAAUUUAGUGUCAGAAAAAAGAGCUUUUUUUAUUGAAAAUUUUGUUUUGUGACUUACCUUCCUUUUUAAAAUUCUUGAACGGGUUCAUGUUGCGAGGGAUGAUUUUUUUCUUUUUGCUUUGAAUCUUUGUAUUAUCGGCUCUAAUUUUGAUAGUAAUAUACGGAAGAACUUGUAGGCAUCUCUCGAGUUCGAAGUGCCCAAAAUCGUCUUGAGGAACACCUCAGCGAGAAAAAAAGAGCGACCGACCAGUUUGAUCGACCGUUUCAUGCGCCGCAAAAACACUUCGAAAAAUGAGGUUGGUUUUUGCUCUCUCAGGUUCCCGACUAGUUUGCACGGGGACUAAGAACGCAUUAGAAAGAAAGGAAAACGAUUUUUAUUUUUAGGCUGUGUCGAAGGGCGAGGCGAACUCGGAAAAUGUGAACAUCCUCCAUUCCAGGCGAUCUUCGACCGUUUCAGAACGCCUCAACAUAGCCAUCACUCCAGGAGAAACGUUAAAUCCAUCUAUCCACAUUGUGAAGAACUGA